GAUUUAACAAAUCACCCUGUUGACUGUAGAAUGAUAAUGAAAGCGAGCUUAUAAUACAACAUUUUAUCUCUCCUGAACAUUCAUUUAUAUGAACUGUUAUACAGGGUGAUCAGGUGAAAAACGAGUUGACGGAUUAUGCUUGACACAGAAUACAUCCGAUUUUAACUGAAAAUAAAAACACUGAUAGCAAGUAAAUGUAUGAUGAAUCCUUCUUUUCCUGCGUUCAAUUGGAUAUUGGCGGAGUUUAUUAUUAGUCUAAAUAUUACACAUAUAUUAAGUUGCCGUGUAAAAGUGACAUAGCAGUUGGGUAACUAAAGAAACAUAUUGAAAAAUGCCUUCGGGAGGCAGGUUAUCAUUGACCAGGCGUAUAUGUAUACUUGGUGGGAUAACGUUGGUUAUCUCGAUUGUUGCCAUAGCGAUUGGUAUUUUUUCCGUCUCCGUGACGGUAACGCAAGUGGAAUUUCCUUUCACUGCCGGAGGUGCUAUGAUUGCAGGAAUACCGGCAUUAUUUUUGUCGUGUUGUCCCAUGGCUAUGUAUAGUGAAGACAAAAAGUCACGUGGAGGCAGCACGACAGGUUGUUUUGAUUGUUGCACAUUACUAAUGGUGGUCUGGUUUAGUAUUACAAUAUUAGCUAUCAUUCUUGGGUUUGGACUCUCUGGUAUAUACGGCGUGGUAGCCUGUUCUAAUCAAGAAUUGAAGCUCAAAGCAUGUUCCAGUGCUGCUGAAUCCAAAAUGGCAAUUUCUAUUGUGACAAUAAUUCUAACUUUAAUCUUAUUCAUUUUAUCAUUGGCAAUAUUUUUCACGUGCUGUUGUAACGCUGCAAAGUUCGGCAUGCCUUUAUUGGCAAGUGCUGAUUCUUACGGAUAUUACAACGACUCUAUCGAACGACAGCGUUACUACAGCCGACACCAGGGAACAUUAUCUGAGGAUAGAACGAAUAACUUCCGCUCUCUGGCAGACAGUACAAAUGUUGAUGAAAAUAACAGGACGAUAAACGAGCCGUCUGCUCCAAAUGCUAGUGAUAUCAGACAGCAAUUCCCGGAAGCUUAUGUGACAGAAGAAACCGGUCCAAGCCGCUCCGAUAGGGUUGAAAGCCGGUAUACUGAUCCACCACCGUCAUAUGACGAAGUUAUGAAGAAGGAACAGACCUUCGCUACACCUGUGUAGUAUUAAUGUUACUUAUGAAAUUCUUGUAAAACGUAUGUAAAGAAGAAGCGCAAAUUUAAUGGGACUAAAUUCACGUGACAAGAAAAUAGUCUUUUUGAAUUUAUUUGAAUAUAAAGGGAUAAAGUGUUUGAAACUAUAAAUGCAUGUAAGAAAAGAAGCUCAAAUAGAGAGUAUGAAACUAUUAAUGCAUGUAAGAAAAGAAGCUCAAAUAGAGAGUAUGAAACUAUUAAUGCAUGUAAGAAAAGAAGCUCAAAUAGAGAGUAUGAAACUAUUAAUGCAUGUAAGAAAAGAAGCUCAAAUAGAGAGUAGGUACAUUAUAUGGUCAGGGGAAACGCUGCAAAUGAAAAUGUGUUUGUUUGAUAGUUAUGUUUUACGGCGUUCCAACACAAAGUAGGUUAUGUGCCGCCGAAACAAGAAAGAUGCAUUUGGUUAACCUAGGGUGUUAGAAACCAACAGCAACACCAGUGGUCAAAACCACCUCACCAUUUGGAGCUAAGUGAUGCAGGGACUCCACUAAUUCGAACCCAUUUAGUAGCCUCUUAUAAUCACGCAGGGAUAAAUGGUGGCUACGUACUGUUGCCUCAACCCCUCGGCCACAGGGGAAUCAAAUGAAAAAAGUAAGAGUUUAAUGACAGAACAUCAUAAAAACUACUCUACGUACAUUUUGUUUUUGAACAACCCGUUUCGUUAUUACUUACUAGUAUUUCUUUUGAGACAAAUACAUUCAAGUACAUAAUUUAUCUGUUUAAUAUCUAUAAUCUGUUCUCUCUGAAACCUGUACUGACUCAGGGGAAAAUAAAUUCUGUUUUUAUUUGAUGACUUGUGUAAUUGUGUGAUUUUUUCAUAAAGUUGUUAUCACCAUAGAGAAA
Ruditapes philippinarum (Manila clam) is the source of this 2037-nucleotide messenger RNA. RefSeq lists its product as uncharacterized. The record is from RefSeq and is a predicted model, not a curated record. Bases 332 to 1168 code for a protein of 278 amino acids. The transcript is spliced from 6 exons. NCBI's taxonomy places the organism in Eukaryota, Metazoa, Mollusca, Bivalvia, Venerida, Veneridae.